UCAGAAGCAUUUUUAACCCAUUUCUCCAAAAAAUGUCACUUAUCCGUCGGCUGUCUGUUGUUUUAAUCGGGCUUCUGCUCAUUUUGGGCUAUGCUCAAGCCGAAUGUGAUGAGAAGGAGGAAGAGGUCUUUCCCUCUAGAUAUCCGAUCGCAUAUUUUAAAUGGGAAGAGGUGAAGAUCCCGAUGACGAUUUGCCUGUGGCUGAUUGCAGCGUCGAUUUCUAAAAUUGUCUUCAACUCGAUCCCACACCUCAACGAUCUUUUCCCGGACUCCGCUCUUCUCAUCAUGAUCGGCCUGAUCAUAGGAAUCAUAUUCAAACUUAUCGGAGUCGACAAGAACCAGUUCUUCCUGGAAAGUGAGAUCUUCAUGCUCUACCUGCUCCCGCCACUCGUCUUCGAUGCCGGGUACUUCAUGCCGGCGAGGCAGUUUUUCGAUAAUUUCGGAUCGAUCAUGUGCUUUGCGAUGAUCGGCACCUUGUUCAACUUUCUGGCGAUCUCAUUCUCUCUUUGGGCCAUCAGUCUUACUGGACUGUUCUCUGUGGAAACCCCGCUGCUCCAUAUGCUUCUAUUCGGCUCGGUGGCGGCUGACGUUGAUCCUGUGGCGGUGAUUGUGAUCUUCGAAGAACUAGCGGUCAACGACGUGCUCUUCAUCGCAGUAUUCGGUGAGUCCCUCUUCAACGAUGGGGUCUCCGUUGUCCUCUACCGGAUGUUCCUGACAUUCUCCGAGAUCGGAGCCGAGAACCUGAUCCCCGAAGAUUUCGCGAACGGCGGGGUGUCAUUCCUGGUCGUGGUUUUUGGUGGAGUUGGCAUCGGAGUUCUGUUCGCUUUCCUGGCCAGUCUCCUCACCAAGUACUCGCGCGCCGAGGAGAUCAGCAUCCUCAACUGCGUCUUCAUCCUGAUCCUUCCCUACACUUGUUACCUCUGCGGGGAGCUCUUCGGGCUUUCCAGCAUCAUCGCAGUGGUGUUCUGCGGAGCUUUAAUGCGUCAGUACUGCCGGGAGAACGUCGAGCAGGAGACGGUAAAAGCCACCGAGAAGUUCAUCAAAGUGCUCUCAAUAGCCUCUGAAACUGUGAUAUUCGUCUUCCUCGGACUGUCCACUGUCUCCUCAAACCAUCACUGGGACACUUGCUUCAUAGUCCUAACAGUAGUCUUUUGUCUAAUCUACCGUACUCUAGGAGUGGUGGUGAUGUGUCAUUUUUUGAACAAAUACCGGCUGAACAAAUAUACCAAAGUAGAUCAAUUUAUCAUGGCCUACGGAGGCCUCCGAGGCGCCAUCGCAUAUGGUUUAGUGGUGGCUAUCCCCGACUUCAUCCCAGCCAAGAAUAUGUUUGUCACCAGCUGUAUCAUAGUAAUAUACUUCACUGUCUUCCUUCAGGGCAUAACCCUGAAGCCUAUCGCCGAGUUUCUGCAAGUUGAGAAGAAAAACGUUCACUCUAAGAACAUGAUCGAGCAUAUUUACACCGAGCUGAUCGACACAACGAUGGCCGGGAUGGAGGAUAUUGCAGGAUUCAAGGGACAUCACUGGAUCCGCGAUUCAUGGAAUUACUUUAACAAUUGCUACCUGCGGCCGGUGCUGGUGAAUAAGAACAAUAUGAAGCAGAUGGACAAGACGAAGUUGGUCAGGAAGUAUAAGCACCUCGUCGACGAAGACGCUAAGAAAAUUGCCAAUGGCGGGGAUCUCAAGAGCAACUUGGCAUUCACUAGAGCACUCAUCGAGCACACCAGAAGCCGGACCAAUACUGCGAUAACUAGCGACUCAAAUGGGAAAAUCGAUUUUGUGACGCAUAUGAAGGAACAUCAUGGGAUCACUGUCUACGAUCAUGAGAAUAAUGUGGAGUACACGUCGGAUUAUAUGGAGAAUGAGUCGGAGGAUGGGGAGUACAAAAAUGGUGGAUUUGAAUCCGAUGGGUCGUCGGACAAUUUUGAAGAACGGGUUUAGGAUUUCUAAUUUGAGACGUGUAUGUAUGUAUUUUAAUUAUUUGUAAUGAAGUGUUCAGGAUUUU
Molecule: messenger RNA, 2001 nt
Organism: Caenorhabditis elegans
Lineage: Eukaryota; Metazoa; Nematoda; Chromadorea; Rhabditida; Rhabditidae
Gene: nhx-6
Product: Sodium/hydrogen exchanger
Exons: 9
Coding region: 33-1937 (634 amino acids)
Biological process (GO): regulation of pH; monoatomic cation transport; proton transmembrane transport
Cellular component (GO): membrane
Molecular function (GO): sodium:proton antiporter activity; antiporter activity
Source: RefSeq, marked reviewed